GGCCCUUCUCGGAAGCAGCAGCAGAGCACACCUCGUUCAACCUUUGCACAACGUUUCUCCAUUUCACAGACAAAGCAAAAAAAAAUGUAGUCAAGCCUCAUGUGAAAUGUGAGAGGGGACGUACAGCAAGUGAAGUCGCUGAAGCUACAGAGACCCCACACAGACAGGUGACCAGAGCCUCACUGACUGCAGCAAGAGGCCGCUGGCUCAGGUUUUAACUCCCCUCCUCCUUUCACUUGUUACUGAGCUGAGGAGUCACCUGUCACUCAACCUUGCCCCCUAGUGGAGGUCUGAAGGUCUAACUCCCUCCUGGUCAUCAGAAAUCCUCCAGACAACUACCUCCCUCAUCUGGGGAGAUGCCCGCCCUGCAACACUUCCCUCACAUCCCAUUUACAGACGUAACCUGCUGAAGACAAUACAACAGCGACUUUACAGCGCAGUGCAGCCGUGGCAGGAGUGCCAAGAGUCUGCUGGAUCUCGUAACAAGAGAAGUUCCCAGUUAGCAAGUCACAGAAAACUGUUCUUUGACUGACAUGUCUGUGACGUACAACCCAUGAUCCACGGCUUCAUGCUAAAGUUAAGUGGUGACCCACAGCAGAAGAGAGAGUGAAGUCUCAUCCAGCAAGAGACAAACAGGAGCAGUCCCUCCCCAUAAGAGGCUGCACAGACAAGAGCAAAGCCAGAUGGAAGUAACAUCAAAUGGCCCACUGCUUACAGCUUCACCAACAGCAACAAAUAAUGACACUCUGGCGAACGAGAAAGGCAACAAUACCUCUCACAACUGGGAGUUCCUGGUGGCCGUCCUCGUCACGGCCAUCUCCAUCUCCAUUUUCAUCGCUCUUCUGGCAAAAUGCCAGGUGGUUCGGCGUUACCUGGCCAGCUACAGGCACACACGGCUGAGUGAGACAGACACUGUUAGCCAGUGUGAACCACCAGGCCUGGGGGGGGGAUUCGCCAUGCACGGCGGUCAUGGAAUUAACCCUCACUGUGUGCCUCCUGUGAGCGAGGAAGAUGAUGACGGCUUCAUUGAGGACAACUACAUCCCGGCCAGCGAGAGGGCGAGGGCUGAGAGAGCAGCGGAGAACAUGGAGGACACGGAGGAAGAGAUGGAUGAAAUCGAAUUCACCAUCGCUUAACAGGACUCUCUCUCUCUCUCUGCACCUCCAUGGGUUUUUAAGCCACCAAAUCCACUCCGACUUUGUCACUAUUUUUCUGUUUUUCUCACUCAGUCAGUCAUAAAACGCUUAGUGGCGAAACAGCAGUUAAGUUUAAAAUGUAAAUACCGGUGACCAUGAGCUGUCUUAUUUUAAAGACAGCACAGAUUGACAGUCCAAGGCCUACAAUUAAGGCAGCCAUUCUCAAUGGAAAGGAUUUUACAACACACUCAGGACAAUAAAUGGUCAUUUUUGUCACAUCUCAUUUGUCAGUAUACUGACACUAACAGCAAUACUCAGACGUGAUAAUUAAAGGCAUCUGAAACAGCUAAAUUCUUACAACCACUGACUGUUUAUAGGCUGCAUGUCUGAGUGUAAACAGGAACAUUUCACUUCGCACUCUCAUGUUUUGUUAAUGACACAGCAAAGGUGCGAACGCAGCAUGCAGGCGUCCAUAAUAUGAAUGAAUACCAAUAUGGUCUUCAAAGAGGAGCGACAUGUGAGGCCCUGCAAAGCGGUGGGCAUCACUCCUUCAGACGAGAGCUUUCACACAGAUCAGUAUCUUCAGAGGAGAGAGGAGCACCAAGGCAUCACUGUGCGUUUUCAAACAAAAACAAAGUUAACUACAGCACAUCUUUAACAGGUUUUUUGAAACGCUCGGAGAAAAUGUGCGAUGGCGGCUACAAACAAACGUCGGCUGGUUCAGUUACAGUGAAAGCAUUAGCCAAUUGUUACUUUCCAUUUGACCGCCUUUUUCUUUCUUUUUGAAGGUUAUCAAUAGACUUGGGGGUGUGUAUUAAUUCACUGCUCCUCUACUGUAAACUGGAAAAAAGGUGACCUCAAUAAAAAUCCGCUCGAAACCUAAACAGUAUCAGGCCUCUGUUUGCACGGGUCAAGGCGUAACUUCUGAGGACUAGUGACGGCACCCUUUGACUGUGGUUCGCCUCAUUGGUCGCAAACUGGACUCGUCACACUCACCUUUCUUUUUAAACUUUACAACACUCGCAUCAACAACAGUAAUUAAGCUUGACGCCGUGUCUCGGAAAGAGGCCUGGAGCCUCUGAGGCCGUCCAGCUGAUAAGAGCGGUCUGACAGGUCUGCGUGAAGCUGUCAGGCAAGGCUCCUACCCGGAAACACAGCGCGUCAAGUUCGCACAGACCGACAUGAGCAAAGCCGGAAUAAUAGCUACUUUACCUUCAAAAUAAAAGUGCAGACUUUGAGAUGGCGAAAGUGGACGUGUACGAUACAAAAUGUAAGCACCACCCGCCGCUCAAUAUAAAAUAAGCAAUGGUUUAUUAAUAUACCUCUGUAUAAAAAUACUGAAUUGAUUAUAAUGUUGACCACAAUCAACCUAACAUGCAAACUCCACACAGAAGGGCCCAGGACCAGGAUUCAAACCUAGAAGCCUCUUUGGUUUAACAUUUCAACCCAAAACGUAGCCGGCAAAAGUGCCCUCUUGGAUGUGUCUGUGGUAGAUAAAACAUGAUAAAUUGUCCUCUAAAUUGGCCAGAUAUGUAGAAAGAAAAAUGUGAUUCACUUCCAAUAAAUAAAACAUGAUUAAAA
This is a messenger RNA of Scatophagus argus, 2717 nucleotides long. RefSeq names its product chromosome 6 C1orf210 homolog (gene c6h1orf210). Lineage: Eukaryota; Metazoa; Chordata; Actinopteri; Scatophagidae. The coding region runs from base 684 to 1136 and encodes 150 amino acids. The record is from RefSeq and is a predicted model, not a curated record. The transcript is spliced from 4 exons.